Messenger RNA from Prorocentrum cordatum, 1081 nucleotides. The record is from the annotation of a GenBank genome assembly. Lineage: Eukaryota; Dinophyceae; Prorocentrales; Prorocentraceae.
AGGGCCUCCUGGGGCCCAAGCUCUGGCCAGGCGGGGCCCGCGGGCCCCGUGGCUCGCAGCCGGCUGCCCGGCGGCGGCCUGCGGGGCGUGGGAUGCGCCAGGAGGCGGAGCCCGAGGGGCCCGAGGAGGAGGGGGAGGGAGCGGCGGCCGCCGUGGACGCGCUGACGCGGGCGGUGGGCGAGACCCCGACCUUCGCGCACGGCGCAUUCUCGCCCGAGGGCGUUGCCCACGCCGCGGCCUUCCGGCCGCGGCCGGGCGACGUGUUCAUCCUGACGCCGCCGAAGACGGGGACCACGUGGCUGCAAAUUGCUGUGCCACGCGCUCCGCACCAAAGGCGAGCACACCGGGUUCGACGACAUCUACCAGGUGGCCCCGUGGGACCAGCUGGCCUGGGACCUCGGCCAGAGCCUGGAGGACGAGCAGGUCGCCAGCCCCCGGCUGUUCAAGUAGCCACCAGCGCCUCUCCUCCAUCAACCGCGGUGCGCGCUACCUGUGCCUGGUGCGUCGGGUGGAGGACGUGCUCCUCUCCUGGUGGCGCUUCCUGCGGGAGAAGGACGUGCCGCCGCUGCGGAAGUACAAUUCGGCGUCGGAGUUCGCCUUCGACGAUGAGUUCUUCGCAGAGGGAAUGCGGUUCGGGGCCACCAUCUCAGGGGGACACGCCCGACCUAACCCUGCUGGCGGACUUCCUGGGCCUCGGCGCGGCGCAGCGGGCGGCCCUGGCGGACCCGGCGGGCCUCGCGCGCGUCCUGCGCCUGGCCAGCAGGGACGGCAUGCGCGAGAUGGGGUCCAAGUUCGACGAGAGCUGGGCGUUCGGGCAACUGCAGCGCGUCGGCCGCAUGCGCGACCCCUCCACGUUCGCGCCCUCGCCGAGGGUGAACGCUCCAGCUGCGCCCGCCGAGCCGCUGAGCGCCGCGGCGCUCGAGCUGCUGCGCGCGCGCUGGGAGGAGCGCGUCGCCCGGGAGACCGGCCUGGCCGACUACGCCGCCCUGCGGCGGGCCCUGCGGGACGAGGUGGCGGCCCGUGCGCGGGCCAGCGCCUGACGCGCGGUCUCUCCCUCCUCCUCCCUAUCCUCCUUGUGCUC